AUGCUAAUCCCCACCCCUGGGACAACAAAUGAUACAAUUCAGUGGCAUUUUAUACAAUCCGAUUUGCAAGAUCUUUACUUGCCAACGGAUUGUAUCCCAGAGAAUCUUGAGAUACUCGACCUUGAAAUCGACGAUCUCAGGAAGCGCAGAUCUUUCGUGGGGUACUGCAAUCGCGCCCAUGUCACAACAGGAACAAAGGACUCUCGCUAUGAGUUUUUUCAGCUGUCUUAUGCGGAACAGGACUCCUCAUCUUUGCGAAUAGGACGCGAAAUCUCCUCGACAAUGGGUACUGGAGGAAUGGGAAUAUUUGGUGCUGGACUUGCAGCCAAGAUAAUCAUCGCAAAGGGACUAUUCGCAACAGUGCAGGCGAAAGAGACUUGA
Penicillium malachiteum is the source of this 381-nucleotide messenger RNA. RefSeq lists its product as uncharacterized. The transcript has a single exon. The record is from RefSeq and is a predicted model, not a curated record. Lineage: Eukaryota; Fungi; Ascomycota; Eurotiomycetes; Eurotiales; Aspergillaceae. Bases 1 to 381 code for a protein of 126 amino acids.